Polypterus senegalus (gray bichir) is the source of this 5337-nucleotide messenger RNA. It is a transcript of the gene c4b, whose product is annotated as complement 4B (Chido blood group). The transcript is spliced from 41 exons. Lineage: Eukaryota; Metazoa; Chordata; Cladistia; Polypteriformes; Polypteridae. Gene Ontology annotation, molecular function: protein binding; endopeptidase inhibitor activity. The coding region runs from base 77 to 5152 and encodes 1691 amino acids. Gene Ontology annotation, cellular component: extracellular region. Gene Ontology annotation, biological process: complement activation. The record is from RefSeq and is a predicted model, not a curated record.
UUAGGCAAUUUGCUCCACAACCGGACAGACCAGCCUUCUGCAGUGUGCCUCACUUGUGGUGUGCUGCUCUGCCGUUAUGGGACCCCCAUUGAUUGGAGUGUUGACUUUAUGGAUCUCUGUUUCUGCAGUUUUUGGGCAACCACUGUUCUUCAUAGCAGCCCCAAAUGUAGUGCACCUUGGUGUAGAUGAGACUGUGGCCAUUCAAAUCCAAGACAAUUACCAGGAUACUACCAUCAAAGUAUACUUUGAAGACGAGUACUCCAAGGCAAUAUGCUCACAAAUUAAAGAAAUUACUCUGGGAAAAUCAAAAUCCCAUGGAACUGUCACUCUGCAGGUGGACUAUAAUAAAGUUAAAGACCUGAAAGUAUAUGAAAAUGAUGUCCCUUAUCUAAUGCUUGUGGCAGAAAUCCCCAAUGCAGAGAGGAAGCUGACUCGGGUUCUCCUCUCAAGGAAAAGAGGGUACAUUUUUAUUCAGACAAAUCAGCCUAUCUACACCCCUAAUGAAAAUGUGCUUUACCGGGUGUUCACCCUUGAUUACGCCUUAAGAGCAGUAGACACCUUGGUUUACAUUUAUGUGAUUAAUUCACAAGGCUACCAAGUUCAGAGGGAAACAAAAAAAAGCAAGGAUGGCAUCGUGGAAAUGAAAAUUACUAUUCCAGAUGUUGCAGAGCCUGGCACAUGGAAGAUUAAAGCGCAUUAUGAAGAUGCUGAGAAAUCAGCAUCUACUCAGCAGUUUGAAGUGAUGAAGAUGGUGUUACCCAGCUUUGAAGUGAAAAUUAAGCCCGUUGAGAUGUAUUACCAUAUCAAAAGUGAAGCCUUCAUUUUCAACCUGGAUGUUCAAUACUCUUAUGGAGAACCAGUAACUGGUUCAGCUCAUGCUCGCUUUGCCAUUAUUGAUGACUUUGGGAAACAAACUUUCUUGAAAGGGAUGGAGCAGCAGCAGUCAGUCCGUGACGGUAUAGCUAGAUUUGAGGUAAACAGCGAUGACUUAGCAAAGAAGGCUCAAAUGAAAAUGGAGGAGCUAAAUGGCUUCCGAUUUUACAUUGCUGUUACAGUCAUUGAGACAACAAGCGGAGAAUUGCAGGAGGCAGAGAUGGACACCAUCAGGUUCACCAGUUCCCGUUACAAAGUCGACCUGUCAAAGACAAGGAAAUAUUUUGUCCCAGGCUUCCCAUUCAAGGUCUCGGGAUUGAUCACAUUUCCUGAUGGCUCCCCAGCUCCAGCAUGUCCAGUAGAAAUUAUGGCUUCCAGCAAAAAUAAUGAGAUUGAGAGAAAAAACACAGUAACCAAUUCAGAAGGGACAUUCAGUAUGGACGUCAACUUUCCAAACACCAUUGCUACCCUCAAUGUGAAGGUGAAAGUCUCAAAUGAUGAUGCCCAGGAUGAAAUACAAGUAAGCGGCUACAAAUCCACCACCAACAGCUACCUAUACAUCGGAGUAGAUAAUUCCGUGAUUGGACCUGGACAACCAAUUAAAAUAAUUUUAAAAUCAAAUGCAAAUAAUCAUCACAACCAAGAAAGCAACUUCUAUUAUAUGUUCAUCAGCAAAGGACAAAUUCAACUUGUGGGCAAAGUGGAGAAGACCGCCUUGACACAAAUCAGUCAACCGGUGACCGCAAAUUUGGUCCCUUCAUUUAGGAUUAUUGCCUACUACUACACUCAGAAUAAAGAGAUUGUGGCGGAUUCUGUCUGGGUGGAUAUACAGGAUAGGUGUGACGGUCAACUGGAGAUUAAAACAGAUAAAAAUGAAUAUUCACCAGGAACCAAAAUAAGUGUUUCGCUUGACACAGGCAGUGAUAACCCUAAAGUAGCCUUGUUGGCUGUGGAUAAGGCAAUGUAUGCAUUUAAAAAAGACAACAAAGUGACACUGAAGCAGGUUUUUGCAGCAAUGAAUUCUUAUGAUUUGGGGUGUUCCUUUGGGGGUGGAUCAGACAACGCUGUUGUAUUUAAUGAUGCUGGGCUCACAUUUAUAUCAGACUCUGUAGUUUCAAACAUGAGAAAAGAUUACAGCUGUCAGGCUGGAUUCAGACGGCAGAAGAGAAGCUUCAAUAUGCAGCAGGAGAUGCAAUCCAAAAUUAACACAUUCUCUAGUGACAUACUCAAACGGUGUUGCAAAGAUGGUUUUACAUUAAUCAACAUGAAGAUUACUUGCGAACAGAGGAAAGCGAAAGUCAAAGAUCUAGAUCCAGAGUGUAAGAACGUUUUCUUCAGCUGUUGUGAACUGGGAGAGACCCUACGUCGGAAGCAAAGAGCAUUGAGGAGACUUAGUAGUGUGGCCCGAACUUUAGAUGAAGAUGAUGAAGAUUACUUUGAUGAAACCUCUGUUAGAGUAAGGCGCUUUUUUCCUCCCAGCUGGUUGUGGACAAUCCUCAGUGAUCCAAAUCGAAAACUCUUUAAUGGGUAUGUUCCUGACUCUAUUACAGACUGGGAGGUCCAAGCCAUUAGCUUUUCUCCAGAUAAAGGAUUUUGCAUAGCCAAUCCUAAAGAAAUCAGAGUAUUCAAAAAGAUUUUCAUCUCGCUUCGCCUUCCUUACUCUGUGAAGCGCUAUGAGCAACUGGAAAUACGCGCUGUUAUUUUCAACUAUGGCUCGAAUGAGGAAGAUAUGUCUGUCUACAUGAAAGAGGAACCAGACCUUUGCAGCUCUUCUAGCGGCCUCAAUAAGAGAGUUAAUAUAAAAGUAAAGCCCUACUCGUCCACAGAAGUGCCCUUUUCUGUUGUUCCCAUGGUUGUGGAGAAGAUCCCAAUCCAGAUAUUCCUCUAUCACAAUGAACAUAAAAUAUAUUUGGACUCUAUAGUGAAAAAUCUGAAUGUAGAGGCAGAAGGCAAUAUGCAAAGUGAGACGAAGACAUAUCAUGUGGAUGUAAAUGAAAAUACAGGAAGAAUUGACUUUGACGGAAAACUACCACACUCAACUGUUCCAGAAUGUCCAAGCGGUAUACAUAUGAAGAUCAGAGGACAGGCAUUCACUGAAGAUCGUGUAGAAAACUUCCUUUCUCCCAAUGGUAUCAAACAUUUGCUUCAAAUGCCAACUGGCUGUGGUGAACAAACCAUGAUUCGUAUGGCCCCCUCUGCCUAUGCAACUCGAUAUCUUGAUGACAGCCAGCAAUGGGUACAACUGAAACCCGGCCUUCGAGAUCAAGCCUUGGAAUUUAUACGAGCAGGCUAUACCAGGAUUCUGACUUUUAAGAAACCUGAUGGAUCUUAUGGAGCCUGGCUGAAUUAUGAUAGCAGUACAUGGCUCACCGCCUUUGUUGCAAAAGUUCUUUCACAAAUCAGGAUAUAUACUGAUGUCAGACCUGAGCACAUUGAAGAUGCUGCCAAAUAUCUCAUCAAAAUGCAAAACGAAGGCCAAUUUGUAGAUCCCAAACCUGUUAUUCAUAGGGAAAUGCAGGGUGGACUGAAAGGAGCUGGAAAUGAUGUCUCUCUCACCGCCUUUGUUACCAUUGCACUUUAUCAUACACUUGAAUCGGUUGGUCAAAGCAGGCAGCAAGUGGAGGAGACCAUCCUAAAAGCUUCAAACUAUUUGGAGAGUAAACUACCAACCCUGAAGAGACCCUAUGCCUUGGCAAUUACAGCGUAUGCUCUUGCAUUAACAAACGUGGAGAGCACUGCUUCCUAUAGAGCGUAUAAUCUACUGAAAAGUGAAGCUAUAUUUGAUAGCGAGAAGAAUGUGUAUAGUUGGGAAGCUUUGAAACAAGAGGGAGCAGCUCAACAAGAUGAUUCCUAUCUUCGUGCAGUUUCUGUAGAAACAACUGCAUACGCUCUUCUCACCAGUCUGGUCCAUAAAGAUAUGAAGUUUGCAGAGUCCAUCUAUAGGUGGCUGGGUGAACAGCAGAACUACGGGGGAGGCUUCUGUUCCACUCAGGACACAGUGGUGGCCAUGGAAGCACUGGCUCAGUUUGAAAUUGAAAGGGUUAAACCACCACCAAUGAAGAUAGAUGUUCGUUUGAGCUCUCCUGGUAAAACCUUUGAUAAGAAAGUGCACCUGGAUAGCAAUGCUAAAGGUGUAGAGGAAGAUCUUAAGAACUUUGUUGGAAAUGAAAUCAAUGUGAACGUUCAAGGAAAAGGCAAUGCCACUAUCACUUUUUUGAAAAUUUACCAUGUAAUGGAGCCAGAAAAAAAAUGUUCCGGCCUUCAUCUCGAAGUCAAUCUAAAAGGGAAAAUUAAAAAGCAAGAAUUGGAAGACUAUUACUACGAUGAUGAUUACGACAAUGACAAGCCUCAGUCUGAUGCCCCUUCUUCAGAAAUUGAGUGGUUUGAUGUUAGAAGCAGGAGAAGGAGAGAGGUUCCUGGAAACCAAAAUGCAAAAAAUAAGGAGGUUACUUUUGAAGUGUGCAUUUGGCACGACCUAGCAGCCAACAUGAGUGGAAUGGCAAUCGUUGACAUUACAUUGUUGAGUGGAUUUGAAGCCCAUGAAGAAGAUCUUGAGAAGUUGAAGAAUCAAGUGGACCAAUACAUCAGUCACUAUGAGACUAUGGAUGGACGAGUUGUUCUCUAUUUUGAUGGAGUACCUUCAGAAAGACAAUGUGUCGGAUUUCAGGCCGAGCAGACCGUCCCAAUCGGGCUAUUACAGCCUGCCACUGCAACGCUCUAUGACUAUUAUGAGCCAGGGCGGAGAUGCACCAUAUCAUACAACGCACCCAAGCGAAGUGCCUUUUUGUCCAAGUUGUGUUCUGGAGACGUAUGCGAGUGUGCUGAAAGUCCAUGCCACAAAGAGAAAAAACCAUAUGACGCGAGCAUCACACAAGUCGUUCGACUACAAUAUGCCUGCUACGACCCAAUUGUACAGUAUGGUUACACUGUGAGAGUGCUCAAUGUAACAGAACAGAACAAUUUUCAGGUGUUUGGCUGUGAAGUGGUUAAGAAACUCAAGUACAAUGAGGAUGUAAAAGUGAAGACUGGCUCUAUCAGAUAUUUCCUUAAACGUCAACAAUGCAAGUCAAAACUCACUGUCAACAAGGAAUAUCUUAUCAUGGGCAAUGAUGGCAAGACAAAGGAUGUGAAUGGAAACAUGCAGUAUCUUUUGAAUGCCAAUACUUGGAUUGAGGAGCUUCCCAGUGAAUCAAAAUGCAAAGGGAGGUCUUACCGAAGUUUCUGUGAAGGAAUGAAGACCUUUCUGAGGGACUAUGAAGUCAGUGGUUGUACAGUCUGAGCUGCUGGUACCAGCAUUUAUUAUUUGCAGCAUACAACAUAUUUUACUCAUACAUUGGUGGACAUUUUUUUUGCUAUUUGUUAAAAAUACCACGUAAACACCUAAUUUUAACAUAAAUGGUUUAUUUGCAUUUUUUCAUACAUAGCACAUCCUGAAUUUCAGCAAUAAUAAAAUUCCUCUGAGAA